AUGGGAAUCGACGGAUUCGACGGCUCGUCGCGCAGGGCUGGCGGCGCCGUCGGCUUGUCCCUUCGCGAGCACGUCGAGGCGGAGGCUCGAAACAAGCCCCAAGAGUUAUUCGCGCGGUACAUGAGGGACCUGUACCGACGGAUCCUUCGUCUGAUAAACUCCCCCGACCUGCGGUACAGGCUCGGGGGCGUGUACGCCAUCGAUCAGCUCACCGACGCCAAACUCGGCGAAAACGUCGGUAAGAUUAACCGGUUCGCCACCUACCUUCGGGACGUCAUCACCCCGACGUGCGAACCCGCGCUCGCCGAGGCGGCGUCCAGGGCGCUCGGCCACCUCGUCUCCGUGGGCGGCGCGUUGACCGCGGACAUCGUCGACAUGGAGGUGAAGCGCUCCAUCGCGUGGCUUCGCGACCCCGAGAGGGCUCGUCGAUACGCCGCGGUGUUGAUCCUCCGUGAGCUCGCGAGGAACGCGCCGACGGUGUUCAACGUCCACGUCCCCGCGUUCAUAGACGCCAUCUGGCCCGCGCUGAGGGACCAAUCGCUGGCGAUACGCGAGGCGGCGGUGAGGGCGCUUCGGGAGUGUCUGGUGGUGAUCGAGAAGCGAGAGACUCGGUACAGGGUGCAGUGGUAUUACCGACUGUACGAGGAGACCCAGGGGGGUUUACUCGGGGCGGGUAAACCCGGGGGCGGCGGAGAUCGCGGAGGAGGAUCGGGUUUCGGCGCGCCGUCGGUGGAGCGGACGCACGGGUCCCUGUUGGCGUUCGGCGAGAUGCUGCGGCACACCGGCGAAUUUAUGCUGUCGCGGUACAAGGAAGUCGCCGAGACGGUGCUUCGUUUACACGAGAGCAAGGAGAGGAUCGUGCGACGGAGCGUGGUGGAGCUCGUCCCGCGGCUGGCGGCGUUCUCGCCCGCGAGGUUCGCCGAAUCGUACCUCUCCGCGUCCGCGGCUCUGUUGCUGGCGACGAUUCGAUCGCCCGACAUGCGCGACGCGGGUUUCAUGGCUGUCGGGGACCUCGCGGCGGCGCUCGCGAGCGACGACGCGUCCGACGCCAAAGCUUCCGAAAUUUCCGGAUCGAUCGACGAAGGAGGUUCGACCCACGGAGGCGCGGAGGGCGCCGUCAGGGUGGACCCCGGUCACGCGGAGGCUUUGCUGUGCGCGGGGGCGCUCGCGAGGUCGAUGGACGUGGCUUGGGAACCCCACGUUCGAACCCUGCUGCCCGCCAUGUUCGCCGGCGGGCUCAGCGCCCCGCUGGUGGACGCGCUGGAGGGCGUGUCCAACGCGUUACCCGCGCUCACCCCGGCGAUUCAGCGUAAGCUCAUCGAGGUCAUCUCCUCGGUGCUCUCGCCGGAGACGCAGAUCUUCGGCGUCUCGGUGGGCGGAUCGAAGGAUAAGGCGGUCGACGCGACGCGGCGAAAGGCGCACCGGGCUCGCGUGCAGCUGGCGCUGCGAACGCUGGGAACGUUUCCCUUUGGCGCGUCCGUGUUGCUCGGUUUCGUGCGAAGGAACGUGGUGGAGUAUCUCGACGACGACGACCCGGCGACGAGGCGCGAGGCGGCGCUCACCUGCUGCAGGCUGCUCGAAGUUCGGUCCGACCGGUUGGCGCAGAAGCAAGCCGGGAAUGGGAACGACGGGGUCGGAGGAGAGUUCAUCAUGUCGAGGCUUCUCGCCGUCGCCGUCUCGGACCUCGACGCGGGGGUGCGUAAAGCGGUGCUCGCGUCGUUUUGCCGGCCGUGCCCGUCCACGGACUCGCACUUGGGCCAAGCGGACGCGCUGCGCGCGCUCUUUGUCACGCUGAACGACGAAAAUCCGGAGGUUAGGCUCAUCGCGAUUCGGCUCGUCGGUCGUUUGGCUCCACGAAAUCCCGCGUACGCGUUGCCCGCUUUGCGCCGACACCUGCUGCAGCUCCUCGCCGAGCUGGAGCACUCCACCGAGUCGCACAUGAGGGAGGAAGGGGCGCGGAACAUGGCGGCGUUGGUGAGGUCGUGCGAGAGGUUGGUCACGCCCUACAUCUCCCCCAUACUCCGCGUGCUGAUGAACAAGCUUCGGAGGCCGGAGGAUGGAAAAGGGUCGGCCCGGGCCCCCGCGCACAUCGUCGGCGUCCGCGAGAAGGCUGCGGUACUCGGGACGAUCGGCGAGCUCGCGCAGGUUGGCGGCGAGGGCGUCGCCUCGUUCAUUCCGCAGCUGCUCGUGCUCAUCAUCGACGGCGUGCGCGUGGGCAGCACCAGGGACGUCGCCAUCGUGACCAUGGGCCAGCUCAUCGAGAGCACCGGCUUUGUCAUACGCCCGUUCAACGAGCACCCCGGGUUGUUGUCCUUGAUGCUUCGAGUGCUGGCGGAGGAGACGGGUCCGGUUCGAGCGGAGCUUCUGCGAACGCUUGGCGUGCUGGGAGCCCUCGACCCCCACGCGCACAGGGAAAACGAGGAACGGAUCCACGGCCAGGGUUUGCUGUCCAUGGAGGGGGUUCGCGGCGUCGGGCGAGCGGGGGAGACGAAAAAGCCGGAGGAGCUGCAGUCCAAGGCUAUCGACAAGACGGGAGCCUCCGUCGGGGGCGGGUUUCCGGGUCUGGACGGCGACGACCCGCUGCCUUCGACGAACUUGACGACGGCGUCGGAUAACUUUUACCCCACCGUCGCGCUCAACGCGCUGCUGAGGGUGCUGAGGGACCCGUCGAUGGCGUCGCACCAUCACAUGGUGGUGAGGUCGAUCAUGUACAUCUUCAAGGCGCUGGGGCUCAACUGCGUGCAGUACCUUCCCGCGGUGAUGCCCGUGGUGAUCAACGUGAUGAACACGUGCGAGGACGGUUUACGGGAGUUUAUGCUCGCGCAGCUCACCGCGCUCGUCGCCAUCAUCCGCGGCCACGUUCGCCGGUACCUCGACGACAUACUGCACAUCAUACACUCGUUCUGGGGUCCCAACCAGCUGCUGCGGCAGAUGCUUCGGUUGUGCGAGGAACUCGCCACCGCGCUGCACGACGAGUUCAGGAGGCACCUUCCCGAUCUCCUGCCGAGGAUGAUCGCCGUCCUGGCCGCCGCGGAACGGAGCGGCAAUUUCAGCGCAGUUCCCUCCGUGCUUCACGCCCUCGAGGCUUUCGGAAGCGCGGUGGACGAGCACCUGCACCUCAUGCUCCCCGCGCUGGUUCGACUGUUUCGGCCGGGCGUCGCGCCGGUGCCCACCGCCAUUCGCGCUCAGGUGCUCCGAUCGCUCACCGUCUUGCUGCCCCGCAUGCAACUCGCCGAUCACGCGUCGGCGGUUGUCCACCCGUUGGUCAGGGUCCUCGACGGCCCGGUGAAGGAGCUCAGGCGCGACGCGCUCGUCGCCCUGACGUCGCUGGCCAACUCGCUGGGCCAGGAUUUCCUCCUCUUCCUGCCGCUGGUCCGGCGAACGGUGAAGAAGCGGUCGAUGCGCGAUCCCGUCUUUGAGAGAAUCGUGGAGAGGCUCGAGGCGGAGCGCGUCGCGGGGGGUGCCAAAAACAGCGUCAACACAGCUAGCGGGGGGACCAAUCGUUUGGGACUGACCCCAAAUGCGACGACGUCCGGCGGGGGCGACCGAUCGUCCGCGGACUCCAAAAGCGACGUGGACAUCCGCGGUAACUCCCUCCACGGCGGGUACUCGCUCCGUCACCUCUCCCUCGCCGACCCCGCCGCGGGUUUGGUCGUGGACGAGUCGGCGCUUCGCAGGGCGUGGGAGUCGUCGCAGCGGUCGACGAAGGAGGACUGGCUCGAGUGGAUGCGCCACCUCUCCGUGGAGCUGCUGAAGCAAUCGCCGAGCCCCGCGCUGAGGGCGUGCAUCGACCUCGCGAUGGUCCAGCCGCACCUCGCGAGGGACUUGUUCUGCGCGUCUUUCGUGUCGUGCUGGAGCGAGUUGUCCGCGGUGCACAGGGACCAGCUCGUUCGAUCGCUCGAGGCUGCCUUUGGCUCGCCGACGAUUCCCCCGGAGAUUGUCACCACGCUCUUAAACCUCGCGGAGUUUUGCGAGCACGACGAGAAACCGCUGCCCGUGGAUAUUCGCACGUUGGGCAUGAUCGCCGAGCGGUGCAGGGCGUACGCCAAGGCGUUGCACUACAAGGAGACUGAAUUCGUCUCCAACCCCGCCGGAUGCGUCGAGGCGAUCAUCGCGAUCAACAACCAGCUCCAGCUCCCGGAGGCGGCGAUGGGGGUGUUGGUGUACGCGCAGGCGCACCUGAGGCUGGACAUAAAGGAGGGGUGGUACGAGAAGCUCGGGCGGUGGGACGAGGCGCUCGAGGCGCACGCGCGGAAAGCCGACGCGGCGGAGGCGACGCUGAGGGACGCGGGAGCGGCGCUCGAGGCUCGGAGGGAAGCCACGCUCGGGCAGAUGCGCUGCCUCGCCGCGCUCGCCGAGUGGGAGCAACUCGCGACGCUGUGCGCCAGGGAGUGGGAGCUGAGCGCUGGGGUCGGGGCGCCGGGCGCGGGUGGGGUUGGCGCGGGGGGUGACGCCGUGUUACGAGGGAGGAUGGCGCCGCUCGCGACGCAAGCCGCGUGGCACCUCGGCGAUUGGUGCACGUCCGUCGCGUUGCGGGAUUCGGCUCGAAACGCGAUGAACGUCGACGACGAAGCCGGCAGGGGAGCCAUAGGGCUCGCCACGGACGUUGACUUCUUUCGAGCCAUCCUCGCUGUGCACCGCGGGGACGUCGACGAGGCGAGGGAGCACAUCGCGUCGGCGAGGGACGCGCUGGGCGCGGAGCUCGCCGCUUUGGUGACGGAAUCGUACGACAGAAGCUACGGGGGCAUGAUCCGCGUGCAGCAGCUCACGGAGCUGGAGGAGGUGAUCGAGUACACCGAGCUGGGGCGGGUGGGAGUCGACGCGGGCCGAGUCGCGACGCGAAGGGAGACGAUGCGACGCAUGUGGCGCGAUCGCAUCUACGGCGUCCAGCGCAAGGUGGAGGUGUGGCAGGCGUUACUCGCGGUUCGAUCGCUCGUCCUCCCCGCCACGGAGGAGACGGGCACGUGGCUCAAGUUCGCCAGCCUCAACAGGAAGGCGGGGCGGACGCGGCAGGCGCAGCGGACGUUGCUCCGGCUGUUGGGGUAUGAUCCCGCGAGCAGGGCGCCUGGGCAGCCGGGAUACGGCGCGGGAAGCGGCAGGCCGGAGGUUAUGCUCGCGUACGUCAAGCACCAGUGGUCGCUGGGGAACAGGAGGGACGCGUUCGCGCGGUUGCAAUCCCUCGUGGGGGAGCUCGGGUCGUUUCUCCGGCUGGGCCAGUGGCGUUGGGCCAUCGCCGACGACAUGGACGACUCCACGUUGACGGACGUCCUCACGGCGUUCAGGACCGCCACGGACGCGUGCCACGGCUGGGCCAAGGCGUGGCACAACUGGGCGCUGUUCAACGCGGCGGCGAUGGAGCAUUACCAGAGGGUCGCGCCGGCACUGGCCAACAGGCACGUCGCGCCGGCCAUCUCCGGCUUUUUUCGGUCCAUCGCGCUCGGAGGCGUCGGGCAACAGAAGCGCAAGGGCGGCCCGCUCCAGGACAUCCUGAGGCUGCUGACGCUGUGGUUUAACCACGGCGCGGCGCCCGAGGUGGAGGUGGCGCUCAUGGAGGGUUUCGGUCACGUCUCCAUCGACACGUGGCUCGCGGUGAUCCCGCAGAUUGUCGCGAGGAUUCACAGCAACUCGUCGCCGGUGCGAUCGCUGAUUCACCAGCUGCUCGUGCGCGUGGGCAGGCAGCACCCGCAGGCGCUGCUGUAUCCGCUGCUCGUGGCGUGCAAAUCGCAGAGCGCCACGAGACGGUCCGCCGCGAUGGUGGUGCUGGAUAACCUGAGGCAGCACUCGCCGCUCCUUGUGGAGCAGGCGCAGGUUGUGUCCCUGGAGCUGAUACGCGUUGCAAUUCUGUGGCACGAGGCUUGGCACGAGGCGCUCGAGGAGGCGUCGCAGCUGUACUUUGGCGAACAAAACGUCGACGGCAUGCUCCGCGUGCUGGCGCCGCUGCACCACAUCAUCGAGCGCUUGGGCGCGGAGACGAUGCACGAGGUUUCCUUCGUGCAAGCCUACGGCCGAGAGCUCAGCGAGGCGCACGACUGGUGCCAAAAGUACAAAGAAACCGGCCGCGAGGAGGAGCUCAACCAGGCGUGGGAUCUUUACUACCACGUCUUCAAACGGAUCAACAAGCAGCUCCCAACCUUGACGACGCUGGAGCUGCAGUACGUCUCCCCGCGGUUGCUCGCCGCCAGGGAGCUGGAGCUGUGCGUCCCGGGAAACUACAUGCCCGGCGUUCCCGGCGGCUCCGUGACAAUCGCCGCUUUCGCGCCCACCAUGCACGUCAUCACCAGCAAGCAGCGCCCCAGGCGUCUGCAGAUCCACGGCAGCGACGGUAAGGACUACGGGUACCUGCUCAAGGGCCACGAGGACUUGCGACAGGACGAGCGCGUCAUGCAGCUCUUCGGGCUGGUGAACAUGCUCCUAAACUCCACUCCGAGCACGGCGACGCGCGAUCUCGGCAUCGCGCGAUACGCGGUGGUACCGCUGUCGCCCAACUCGGGCCUCAUCGGCUGGGUCCCCAACUGCGACACCCUCCACGCGCUCAUUCGCGAGCACAGGGACGCGCACAAGGUUCCGCUCAACCUGGAGCACAGGCUGAUGCUCGCGAUGGCGCCGGAUUACGACCACCUGCCGCUGGUCAACAAGGUCGAGGUGUUCGAGCACGCGCUCGAGAACACCCCGGGUAACGACCUCGCGAGGGUCCUGUGGCUCAAGUCCCGGUCCUCCGAGACGUGGCUGGACAGGCGAACCACGUACACGCGUUCGCUGGCGGUGAUGUCCAUGGUGGGAUACCUCCUGGGUUUGGGAGACAGGCACCCGAGCAACCUCAUGUUGGACCGGUACAGCGGCAAGAUUUUGCACAUCGACUUUGGCGACUGCUUCGAGGCUUCGAUGCACAGGGAAAAGUUCCCCGAGCGAGUGCCGUUUCGGCUCACCAGGAUGCUCGUCCGCGCGAUGGAGGUGAGCGGCAUCGAGGGCAACUUUCGUAGCACGUGCGAGGGCGUCAUGUCCGUCUUACGGUCCAACAAAGACAGCGUCAUGGCGAUGCUCGAGGCGUUCGUGCACGACCCGCUCAUCAACUGGCGUCUGCUGAACCAGACUGCGCCUGGCGAGACGGCCAACGCGCAGCCCGGGGGCGCGACUCCGGGUCCGAACGGGUCGGGGAGCGGGCACUCGGCGGCGGGCUCGGGGAGCGAGUCGGGGCUUAACGGUUCAGGGCAACACGACGGCACAGCCGGCGGCCCAGGCCAAAACGCGCGAGCGCCGACGCCUCCCCCGAUGCCGCCGCUCGCCGAGGGCGAGGAGGGAUCGAACGCGCGUUCGUUGAAUAAUGCGGGUUCCGAAUCGGGCGGCCUCAACGUCGACGCCAACGAGGUGCUCAACGACCGCGCGGUGAGCGUGAUGCGUCGGAUGUCGCACAAACUCACGGGGCGGGACGGAUCCGCAUCCUCCGCCGCCGCGGGCGCGCCCGGCGGGCACCUCGCGGGUCACUCGCCGGGGCCGGGCGGUCGGUCGCAACACGAGGACGUGGAGAACUCCACGCCGGACGGGAUCGAGGCGCAGGUCCAGCGGUUGAUCGUCGGCGCGACGAGCCACGAGAACCUGUGCCAGUCGUACAUCGGCUGGUGCCCGUUUUGGUAA
Micromonas commoda is the source of this 7632-nucleotide messenger RNA. It is a transcript of the gene TOR, whose product is annotated as target of rapamycin kinase. NCBI's taxonomy places the organism in Eukaryota, Viridiplantae, Chlorophyta, Mamiellophyceae, Mamiellales, Mamiellaceae. Bases 1 to 7632 code for a protein of 2543 amino acids. Gene Ontology annotation, biological process: negative regulation of macroautophagy; TOR signaling. The transcript has 15 exons. The record is from RefSeq and is a predicted model, not a curated record. Gene Ontology annotation, cellular component: TORC1 complex; TORC2 complex; nucleus. Gene Ontology annotation, molecular function: protein serine/threonine kinase activity; protein-containing complex binding; protein binding.